Spinacia oleracea (spinach) is the source of this 576-nucleotide messenger RNA. RefSeq names its product photosystem II core complex proteins psbY, chloroplastic-like. Gene Ontology annotation, molecular function: manganese ion binding. Gene Ontology annotation, cellular component: chloroplast thylakoid; photosystem II; membrane. The transcript has a single exon. Bases 1 to 576 code for a protein of 191 amino acids. NCBI's taxonomy places the organism in Eukaryota, Viridiplantae, Streptophyta, Magnoliopsida, Caryophyllales, Amaranthaceae. The record is from RefSeq and is a predicted model, not a curated record. Gene Ontology annotation, biological process: cell redox homeostasis; photosynthesis.
AUGGCUGCAACAACAACAUCCUCCAUAGCAAUUCAAAUCCCCAAAUACCACUUCAUCAUCCGAUCAUCAUCUUCAAAACCCACCUCAGUACCUGUUUCCCAGAAACCCUCUAAUAAACCAGAAAACUCGUUGUCUUUCGCCAGAAACUUGGCUGUAGCUACCACAAUCUUGUCACCCCUAGCCUCUUCCCCAUUAGCCUUAGCAGCAAAGCAAAUAGCCGAGUCACCACAGGAAGAUAACCGAGGUCUCCUCCUUCUGGUGCCUGUUGCAGCUGCAUUAGGAUGGGUGGUUUUCAACAUCUUUGGUCCUGCAUUGAACCAGAUCAACAAAAUGAGGAGCGAUACGAAUGUGACCGUCGUUGGACUCGGGCUUGGUGGGUUGUUAACUGCAGCUGCGUCUAGUGCUGUGUUUGCGCCGAUUGCUUCAGCUGCAAGUGAAGUUGUUGAAGGUGAGGUCGUUGCCGCUUCAGGAGGUGUUCCGCUUCCGUUGAUUGUGGCUGGUUGUGUGGCUUUACAGGUGGUGUUGUUCAGUACUAUGCAAUCAAAGUAUGAGAAAGAGGGGGGUGCUAGUCAUUAA